UAUUAAGUGUCAAUUUCCUUUUUUGCUCACCUCUUGUCAAGUGAGCACGUGGAAAACCUUUUAAAAGUUUUAUUUAAUAACAAAAUAAAAUAAAUUAAUUGAAUACCAAAUAAAAUAAACUAAAAACAUCCAAAAUGUCUAUGUAUAAUUUCAAAAAGAUAGCUGUAGUUCCUACAGCAAAGGACUUCAUAGAUAUAAUAUUAUCUAAAACACAACGUAAAACCCCUACUGUUGUCCACAAGCAAUACAAAAUCACAAGGAUCAGAGCGUUUUAUAUGAGAAAAGUGAAAUUCUCUCAACAGAGUUUUCAUGAUAGAUUAACCCAAAUUUUGACUGAGUUCCCCAAAUUAGAUGAUGUGCAUCCAUUUUAUGCUGAUCUUAUGAAUGUACUUUAUGACAAGGACCAUUACAAAUUAGCUCUGGGUCAAAUAAACACUGCAAGACACUUAAUUGAUAAUGUUUCUAAAGAUUACGUUAGAUUACUAAAAUAUGGAGACUCACUGUAUAGAUGCAAACAACUGAAAAGGGCAGCAUUAGGUCGUAUGGCGACUAUAAUGAAGAGACAGGGUUCAAAUUUGACAUAUUUAGAGCAAGUCAGGCAACAUUUAGCUAGGUUACCUUCAAUUGAUCCUUAUACAAGAACGAUUAUUAUUUGUGGUUUUCCAAAUGUUGGCAAAUCUUCAUUUAUUAAUAAAAUUACUAGAGCAGAUGUUGAAGUCCAGCCUUAUGCUUUCACAACAAAAUCAUUAUACAUUGGUCACACUGAUUACAAAUACUUACGUUGGCAAGUGAUUGAUACUCCUGGUAUUCUUGACCACUCUUUAGAAGAACGCAAUGUUAUUGAAAUGCAAGCUGUAACAGCUCUUGCCCAUCUCAGAGCUUGUAUUUUAUACUUUUUAGAUCUUUCUGAACAAUGUGGACAUGGUCUGGAUGAACAGGUAAAACUUUUUGAAUCGAUUAAACCAUUAUUUGCAAAUAAACCCCUUAUUAUUGUUGCUAAUAAAUGUGAUAUCAUCAAACUAAACGAGCUGUCCGAAGAGAAAAGGGCAUCUCUCAAGUCUUUAGAAGAGGAUAAAGAAAUAACAAUGCUUGAAAUGUCAGCCCUUGACGAUACUGGAGUUAUGGAAGUUAAAACUGAAGCUUGCGAAAAAUUGUUGAGUUUCAGAGUUGAUCAAAAAAUGAGAACUAAAAAAGUAGAUGGCGUAUUAAAUAGGCUCCACGUAGCUGUUCCAAAGCAAAGAGAUGAAAUAGUUCGCCCUCCUUGUAUACCCGAAAGUGUACUGGCUAAAAGAGCAAACAAAAAACGCAAACUUGAAAGAGAAAUAGAAUUAGAAGAAGGCGAUGACUACGUAUUGGAUCUUAAAAAACAUUAUGUUGAUAUUCCAGAAGAAGAAAGACACGAUAUCAUUCCAGAAAUUUGGGAAGGCCAUAAUAUCGCUGAUUAUAUAGAUCCGGAGAUAUUCGAGAAAUUAGCCGAAUUAGAAAAGGACGAGGAAAUAAGGGAAGAAACGGGAAUGUAUGUUGUACCUAAAAUGGAACUCGACGAAACGAUGCAGGAGAUCAAAAAAUUGGCGCUUCAAAUCAGACACAAGAAGGCUAUAAUGAAGGAUGAAGCCAGAAUUAAUAAACAAAGUAGGAAACCUGUUAUGCCAAGGACCGCAGGUGCUAAGGUAUUUAUUUGUUUUAUCAUAAAAAAAUUAUUUUUAUGAAAGUGUAAGUAACUUUUAACAAGGUUUCCAUUGUUUUGAAAACAAAUUCCAUUUUUGAUGAAUUUUUUGUCUUUAUUUCAGUGAUUUCUUGAUCAAUCUUAUCAAAUAUUGCAUGAAUUAUUAACAAAUAUUGUUUGACUGACUGAACUGAGUGACUGACUGAACGACUGACUGAAUUGACUGAACUGACUGAACUGACUGAACUUACUGAACUGACUAACUGAUUGACUGAACCUACCAAUGUAUAGCAAAAACUACUAUCUUUAGAAAGCUGAAAUUUGAAACUUAGUUAUUUUAUAACGUUACCAUCUACUAAGAAAGGAUUUUCGAAAAUAUUAACUUUAAAGAGGGGAAAUGGGGGAAAGUUUUGUAUGAAAUCUUUGUUCUUUGAAGUUAGAAACAUGAAAAUUUGAAAUACAGCUACUGAACUGAAAUAAAUAAUGACGUGUUUCAGAGAUUUUCAAUUUUCACGUUUUAAAGGGGGGAACCGGGGGGGCUGAAAGUUUGUAUGGAAAAGUAGAAACUUGCAAAUUGGAAUGUAAAUUAAUAAUGACAAAUCUCAGGGUUUUGGAUUUUCACAUUUUUAGUAAAUAUUGACGCAUUUCAGUGUAGUGGAUUUUCACAUUGUAAAGGGGUG
Psylliodes chrysocephalus is the source of this 2346-nucleotide messenger RNA. The record is from the annotation of a GenBank genome assembly. NCBI's taxonomy places the organism in Eukaryota, Metazoa, Arthropoda, Insecta, Coleoptera, Chrysomelidae.